AUGGAUGUCAAUGCGAUCGGUAUUGAUGAUGAUGAUGACGAAGAUGCUGGCAUACUCAGCAUCGCCAAUGACUACCACAGUGAGGACGAUGAUACCCUCACUGGCGAAGACAACGUUCUUUCAUCAGUCCACACGAAGCUCACUGAUGUUGACAAGAAUGAAUCAGCAGAGAAAUUUCUGCUGACUCACGAAGCGGUUGUCCGCUUCGUUUAA
Messenger RNA from Peronospora matthiolae, 213 nucleotides. NCBI's taxonomy places the organism in Eukaryota, Oomycota, Peronosporomycetes, Peronosporales, Peronosporaceae. The record is from the annotation of a GenBank genome assembly.